CUCCAUCAUUGUGUCAGGACCAGUUCGGUUGAAGUGGUCAUAAAAUGUUUAAGCUAGCAGUGCCGCUGGCACUUCUAAUCGCUGCCACCUCGGCAACACCGGUAGAUCGAAGUACUCGCGAAUUCGAUACAUACCGCCUUCCAAACGCAACCAUUCCGACGCACUAUGACCUCUAUCUGGACACGAACGUGCAUCUGGAUGACCUGGCCUAUAGUGGAACCGUGAAAAUCAGUAUCCGAGUGUUGGAAAGUACUAAGCAGAUUGUACUUCACAGUACGCGUAGUGUGAUUGUGAGCCUGGUGUUGCGUAACAGCAAUCAGUUGUCGGUUGCUCUGAAAGGUUACGACUUUGAUGAGGACAAAGAUUUCUUGAUCAUCGACACCGUGGAUACUCUGACAGUUGGAAGCUCGUACGUUUUGGAAAUAGAUUUUACCAACAGUCUCGAUCGCACCGAUGCUGCUGGAUUCUAUCGAUCAAGCUAUGUGAACGCAGAGGGUGUUACCAAGUAUCUCGGAUUGACACAGUUCGAGUCAACUGAUGCGAGAUCGGCCUUCCCUUGUUACGAUGAACCUGGAAUUAAGACAACCUACAGCGUACGGAUUGCUUGUGGUCUGGGAUAUACUGCUCGUGCCAACGCCCCAGCUCUCGGAGUACAAAUUCUUGCAGGGGGAAAGAAGCUGACAACAUUCCAAACGACUCCACGAAUGCAAACCUAUCUGGUGGCCUUCCUGGUUUCUGAUUUUAUCAGCGAACGUCAAGUUGUAUAUCAACCACACCAGAUUGCCGUUUCGACCUUUGCACGUCCAACGGCCAGCAAUCUGCUGACGUACUCCGUCGACGCUUCAGUACGAUUCCUGCGGGAGAUGGAAACUUACUUCGGUCAAACCUAUGCCAUGUCGAAGAUCGAUAACGCUGCCAUCGACAACACCGACUUUGCUGCGGGCGCCAUGGAGAACUGGGGCUUAGUGACGUACCGCGAAUCUACCAUCCUGUUUGACCCGGAGACUGAUGGUGAAAGCCAACAGCUUUCGGUGGUCGGAAUCGUAGGUCACGAGUUCAUACAUCAGUUCUUCGGAAACUUAUUGGCACCGGAGUGGUGGUCGUACUUGUGGCUAAACGAGGGCUUCGCUCGGCUGUACCAGUACUACGUGUCGGAAUUCAGUCACCCGGAGUUGGGCAUGCGUGACCGUUUUGCAUCUGUAUGGCAAGGUGCUUUGAACAGCGAUGCCCUCGAAACGGUUCGCCCAAUGACGUACUACGUGGAAACAACAUCAGCGAUCAGUCGGCUUUUUGAUAAUAUUGCAUAUGCCAAAGCUGCAAGCGUCCUUCGUAUGUUGAACUACGCCGUCACAGAGCCUACUUUCCAGAAAGGUCUCCAAUAUUACAUCCAGCAAAACAAAGAAAGCGGAGUAGUAAACGAAGAGAACCUGUUCGAUAGCUUAGAACAAGCAGUAAAGGAAGAUUCUCAGCUUCCACAAGAUUUGACCGUACAUGAAAUCUUCCGAACCUGGUCCAAUCAGGCUGGCGCUCCCGUAGUCACAGUCACCCGUGUCGGAGAUACCGAUGAAUUCCUGUUCAACCAGGAACGAUACUACACAACUAUUCCAGAAACCCCCGGACAGGAGUCCUGGUGGAUUCCGAUUUCAUUCUUCACCCCUAGCAGCAACGGCCAGUACAACUCGAGUGCUGCCUUCUGGUUGCCGCCGAAUUCUCCAGACUACAGCCAACGCAUCAACCUGGCCGAAGGGGACUAUUUGACUGUAAAUCCUCUCGCCCGAGGAUACUAUCGAGUGAACUAUGACGAAGAAAACUGGGAGAACAUCAUCACCACUCUGUACGAUACUCCCGAAGUGUUCCAUCGUUUAACCCGAUCUCAGCUGGUUGACGAUGCAAUGAAUCUCGCCCAUGCCGGAAAACUCGACUACUCCAUCGCGUUCCGUGUGUUCGAUUACUUGAGAGCGGAAACCGACUAUAUUCCAUGGGAUAUCGCUUCCAAUAACCUAAACUACUUGAAGCGCAUGCUCCGCCACGACAGUGAAGCGUUGGAAAAUUUGGAAAGCUAUAGCUCAAAGCUAUCUAAAACAUUGCUUGACACAUACGGCUUCGAGUCCAUCAAGGGCGAAUCAGCCGAUGAUGAGAGCAUUCGCCUGAUUGCUCUGGAAUGGGCUUGCACCAGUGAUGAAUCAUGUCAAGCCGUGGCAGAUCAAAAACUACGCUCAUCGCGUAGCGCUGGAUCGUUCGUCAUUGGAUCAACAGCCGAACAAAAGCUCAUUUGCAUUCGAUUGCGCAAAUCAGACAACGAUGAAUUUACAACGAUUCUGAAUAGCUUGAAGGACACUCGCGAUCCGAUUGCGCGUUCAAAAUUAAUCAACACUAUCUCGUGCAUUGAAAAUCAGGAUUCCAUCAAUGCUUUAAUUAAUUCGAUCAGAUCAAACAAUUUCAAAGCAUCCGAAAAUGUGCAAAUCCUCAAAUCCAUCUACAGAAACUCCCUGUCGGGACUUAAUGCCAUUAUCGACUUACUUGACAGCAGCGCAACCAUCUCCGAGGAUCUCAACAUCUCCGAUCGCCAUCUGCUCGCCCUGCUGGAAGACAUGGCCGUGUACACCGUCCAGUCGGAGUCCGCCGAUCGAUUGAUCAGCAUCAUCAAACGAACUGCGCCCACUCAGCUGGCCGACACGAUCCAAGCCCAGCUGCGCGCGAACCAACGCUGGGUCCAACGAAACGCAGCCAAAGUUUCUGACAUGCUAAAAAGCGCACCUCAUACAGACAUGUGAUUGUGUGUUAGAAGGGGGCGCGCGGAGCGGUUGGCGACGUCGGUCAAGAGUCAUCCACUCGGCGUGUCGUCCCCGUUGAAUGAUAUGCCCAAUAAAUAAACGUGAUUGUUUCCUCCA
Messenger RNA from Armigeres subalbatus, 2891 nucleotides. RefSeq names its product aminopeptidase N-like. NCBI's taxonomy places the organism in Eukaryota, Metazoa, Arthropoda, Insecta, Diptera, Culicidae. The transcript is spliced from 7 exons. The record is from RefSeq and is a predicted model, not a curated record. Gene Ontology annotation, biological process: proteolysis; peptide catabolic process. Gene Ontology annotation, cellular component: cytoplasm. Gene Ontology annotation, molecular function: metalloaminopeptidase activity; zinc ion binding; peptide binding. Bases 45 to 2774 code for a protein of 909 amino acids.